GAUCCCAAAUUCGGUGCAGUGAUCGGAGACGUCACACGGGCAUUCGCAGUGUGGCAAGCAAGUAGAAGGAAGCGUCCCGUUUCGCCGUGUAACCAAUAAACCAAAUUCAGCUCGAUAGGUUGUUGCUGCCAGGCCACGUAACGAUCUGCAGGGUCAACUGGUUCGGGAGAAAGGCAGCCUUAAUGCACUUGCUCAAUGCCGCUUCGUCGAGGUGUAUCUUUUGCUCUUGGUUUGGGCGGGCCGAUCGCCCAGGGAAAGGGACGAGUUUGCACACACGAGUGUUUGGCCCAGGCUCGGUGUGCUGAAGGCAAUUGUCGGGUUAGAUUAUGCGAUCUUGGACGGCCAGCGUCAGCGAAGUAUGCAAAGAGGGUCCCGAAGAACGAAGUCGAGUUCUGUUGUCGACUCCCUCUUUUGUCGUCGAGAACAAGGCAACAGUAUAUCUCAGCCUGACGUCCGGCGAGAUAUUCCAACGGUGAAUAUUGCUGGGUCAC
Sodiomyces alkalinus F11 is the source of this 491-nucleotide messenger RNA. RefSeq lists its product as hypothetical. The record is from RefSeq and is a predicted model, not a curated record. The transcript has a single exon. Lineage: Eukaryota; Fungi; Ascomycota; Sordariomycetes; Glomerellales; Plectosphaerellaceae. Bases 196 to 450 code for a protein of 84 amino acids.